AUGUAUGUAUGUAUGUAUGUAUGUAUGUAUGUAUGUAUGUGUGUGUAUAUGUAUGCGUGUAUGUAUGCGUAUAUGAGUGGGUGUAUAUGUAUUUUAUACGAAUGGAUGUAUGUAUGUAUUUAUGUACGCAUGUAUGUACGUAUGUAUGUAUUUAUCUAUGUAUUUUUCUAUGUAUGUAUGUAUAUAUGUAUGUAUGUAUAUAUGUAUGUAUGUAUAUAUUGUUAUUAUUAUUAA
Messenger RNA from Gongylonema pulchrum, 234 nucleotides. The record is from the annotation of a GenBank genome assembly. NCBI's taxonomy places the organism in Eukaryota, Metazoa, Nematoda, Chromadorea, Rhabditida, Gongylonematidae.